UAACAUUUGGCCGAAAAAAACAUAGGUAAAUUUGUUAUUUUUUACGUUCAUGGAUGUAGUUGGGUCUUAAACAGUUUAUGAUUGAGUAAAGUUUACAAUUAGGGUGGGUUAUAGUUAGUAUGAAACAUGAAUGUACUGUACUGUACUUAUUUCCCCAUCUGGACUCGAGCCUGAUCUACUAGGAUACAACAUCCAAUCGUAGUAGUAGUAGUAGUUGUAAAAUUGAGCUUGGGUAUCCAGCCUCCAGAUAUGUGCGCCUUGGUACACCGUCCCAAUAUGGCUGCCGCACUCACGUGUCUAACCAGUUUAGCUAAGCAGGGCGUGUUGCCUCUUUAAACAAAACGUGCUCACUACAGCAAGUUACAUUGCAUAGCAGGCUGUACCGGAAGUAAUACAUAUACAUUUCAAAACAAUGUAGAUAUUGUGGACACAUUAGCUACGUUCCUGUCGAUCAUAAAGGGUUAAAUACCCACUAUAUGAACAAAAUGUAAAUCUAAAUUAAUUUAUGAAAAUACGAAGCAUUUGGAAACUAGUUUUACCCUCUAAUCGGAAGUGACCACACUAUAACUUGAAUCGACGAUAACUUGAACGGUGGCUACGACAAUGCCACGCAGCUUCCAUUUAAACCUCGCUGUUACACUUUAUCGAGAAUCUCCAAGCGUAAAUUGAAAAGUGUUGAUGCAGAGGUGUGUGAUUCUGCUAAUCAAGAAUACCGUCGCCCUUCGCCCCCUGGCCCCCCGGCUCCUCCGAGCGUGCGCGACCUCUUCACGCCUCUCACCUCCGCCUCCCGAAUCCCGCCGCCGUCUUCUCUCGCCAGCCGACCAUCACGGAGCCCUCCCCCUCGCCGCGUUCUGCCGUCUCUUCCCGCACCCGCCCGACGCCAUGGCAGAGCAGCGCUUCCUGGUGGAGUACGCCAAGCGCGGCACGGCCGGCUGCAAGAAGUGCAAGGACAAGAUCGCCAAGGGGAUUGUGCGCAUCGGCAAGGUGGUGCCCAACCCGUUCAGCGAGUCGGCCGGCGAGAUGAAGGAGUGGUACCACGUCAAGUGCAUGUUCGAGAAACUGGAGCGCGCCCGCGCCACCACCAAGAAGAUCGAGGACAUCACUGACCUGGAGGGCUGGGAGGAGCUGCAGGACGAGGACAAGGAGCUCAUCAAUCAACAUGUCUCAGACCUGAUGGCCAAAGUGAAUUCGAGUCCCAAGAAGAAGGUGCAGGCCAAGUUGAACACGUCGGGCAAGCUGAUGUCUCCUCCCGCCGCCGACUCUUCCUUGAACGCACCGCGCAAGUUCUCAGGCUUCACCGCUGCCAAGGCAGGCGCCUCGUCGUCUGCACCCUUGCCCUCGCCCACCAAACCUAACCAGGGCAGCGCUCUGGCCACCCAACUAUGCGACCCGAACCACAAGGACUGCCUGUUCCGAGAGUUCCGCAAAUUGUGCGCCACGGUGGCCGAGAACAACAGCUACAACAGCAAGACGCAGAUCAUCGAGAAGUUCCUGCGCAAGGGCACCGGCGGAGACCGGUUCCACGGCAACUUGUACCUGACGGUGAAGCUGCUGCUGCCCGGCGUGGUGAAGAGCGUUUACAACCUCAACGACAAGCAGAUCGUCAAACUCUUCAGCCGCGUCUUCCGGUGUAACCAGGACGACAUGGUGCGAGAUCUGGAGAAGGGCGACGUGUCCGAGACGGUUCGCAUGUUCUUCGAAGAGAGCAAAGCCUUCCCCCCGUCGCCCAAGAGCCUGCUGACCAUCCAGGAGGUGGACGCCUCGCUCACCCGUCUCGCGCAGCUCACUAAAGAGGACGAGCAGCAGGCCGAGCUGGAGGAAAUUGCCAAAAAGUGCACCAGCAACGACCUAAAAGGCAUCAUCCGGCUCAUCAAGCACGACCUGAAGAUGAGCGCCGGAGCCAAGCAUGUACUGGACGCUGUGGAUCCAAACGCCUACGACGCCUUCAAGGCCUCCCGGAACUUGGGCGACGUGAUCGAGCGCGUGCUGAGGAACCAGCAGGAGUCGUCCAACGGGUCGGGCCCGAGGAAGCUGCUCACUGUGGAGGCCUCGCUCAUGACACCGGUUCAGCCCAUGCUGGCGGAGGCGUGCAAAUCCAUUGAGUACGCCAUGAAGAAGUGCCCCAAUGGCAUGUACUCUGAGAUCAAGUACGACGGCGAGCGUGUGCAGGUGCACAAAAGUGGGGACAGCUUCAGCUACUUCAGCCGUAGCCUCAAACCGGUGUUGCCUCACAAAGUGGCCCACUUCAAGGACUACAUCCCGCAGGCGUUCCCCGGCGGCCACAGUAUGAUUUUGGACGCCGAGGUGCUGCUUAUCGACACAAACACCAGCAAGCCGCUCCCCUUCGGGACGCUGGGUGUGCACAAGAAAGCCGCCUUUCAAGACGCCAACGUGUGCCUCUUUGUCUUCGAUUGCAUAUACUUCAAUGGCAACAGUCUCAUGGAGAGGCCGCUGUGCGAGCGCCGGAAGUUCUUGCACGACAACAUGGUGGAGGUGCCCAACCGGAUCCUGUUUUCCGAGAUGAAGCACGUCACGCGUGCAGGAGACCUGGCCGACAUGAUCACUCGAGUCAUCAGGGAAGGUUUGGAAGGCCUGGUGCUCAAAGAUGUGAAGGGCUCGUACGAACCGGGCAAGCGUCACUGGCUGAAGGUGAAGAAAGACUACCUGAACGAAGGUGCCAUGGCCGACACGGCAGACCUGGUGGUGCUGGGCGCCUUCUACGGGAAAGGCUCAAACGGCGGCAUCAUGUCCAGCUUCCUGAUGGGCUGCUACGACCCGGACUCCAAGAAGUGGUGCACGGUCACCAAGUGCUCGGGAGGCUACGAUGACGCCAUGCUGGCUCGGCUCCAGAAGGAACUGGACGUUAUCAAAAUUAGCAAGGACCCCAGCAAAAUUCCCGUCUGGCUGAAAAUCGUCAAGAACUACUACCCGGAUUUCCUCAUCCGUAGCCCCGAGCAAGCGCCCGUGUGGGAGAUCACAGGUGCCGAGUUCUCCAAGUCAGAGAUGCACACGGCCGAUGGAAUCUCCAUCCGCUUCCCGCGCAUGACGCGCAUUCGUGACGACAAGGACUGGAAGAGCGCCACCAACCUGCACCAACUUAAAGAGCUGUAUCGCAUCUCCAAGGAAAAUUGUGAUUUCAAAGUGACGGCGGGACCCUCCGGCGAAGACCAGGGUUCGUCGGGAGGGGACAGCGACGGAAACUCGCCCGCUCUGGGCACGUCGUCGCGUGAAAAAGCCUUGCUCAAGAAGACGGGCAACAGUCACCUAGCCAAACGCAAGGUGGUGAAAUCUGAGCCGAGCUCCCCCGCUCUGGAGGCCCCCGCCUCCAAGAAGGUGCGGAAGAGUGAAAAUGGAGAGCAGAGCAACGGACACGCCAAGAAGCCAAAGGUGGCAGCUCCUCCCCCUCCGCAAAUGCUGCUGUCCCAAAAUGACAAGACACUGCUAGACAUCUUCAGCGGUGUCAAGCUGUUCCUACCGUCGGGCGUGGAUGACUUUGCCAAGCUGCGGCGUUACUUCGUGGCAUACGACGGCGAUCUCGUCGCCGACUACGACGCCACCUCGGCCACCCACACGCUGGCGGGCGACGGGGAGGAAGAGGGCGGCGCCGGCCGGGCCCAGCGGGUGUCGCCCAACUGGAUCUGGGAGUGCAUUCGCAAGAGGCGGGUGGUGCCUCCCUGCUAGCUACAACAACAAAAGAAACAAGUCGUUGGCUCAUGCGCCGAUGAAAUCUGUAACGCCGCGUCUUCGAUUUGUCAACACGGCGACCUUGGCCGUAGUCGUCAGCGGUAAUAAAAAGCAACAGCUGGUGAAUCAGAAGGGGAAGCUUUGGGAAACUAUGGAGACAUACGCUUUCAUUUGUAAUGCAGCAUCUAUAUAUAUAUAUAUAUAUAUAUAUAUAUAUUUUUUUUUUUGUAUUUAAAUCAUGAGAUGAGCGUGAGCCAAGGUGACCUGGAUGUGAAAUAAAAAGUUAUGGUGAGGAAUAAAAAGGACACUACUUCAGUCAGCAGGAAGUCAGACUGCGACGAGAAUCAAGUUGACUUUUUGAAGAAAAACGGAAAUGCAUCACAAGAUAAACUGCAAGGGGAAGUAAUGAGGGAGAAUUCCCCCCCCCCCCACACACACACACACACAAGAAGUUAGUUUUUCUCAAUGUUUUCUCAAAUCACAAGAUGGAUGGGAGAGGAAAAAGAAUACACUAAAUCAUAAGAAAAGGUGCCCGAGAUUUACAAACUAUGAGGAAAAUACAAAUAAAUUCAUCAAUUUUCUUCACCGCUUGUCCUCAAGAGGGUCGCAGGGACUGCUGGAGCCUUUCCCAACUGUAAUCGGGCACGAGACGGGGUCCACCCUCAACUGGUCGCCAGCCAAUCCCAGGGCACAUGGAGACAAACUACCGCACUCACAAUCACACCUACGGGCAAUUCAGAGUGUACAAUGACUGUUGCAUGUUUUUGGGGAUGUGGGAGGAAACCGAAGUGCCCACUCGGAGAAAAGCAGGCACGGGGAGAAGAUGCAAACUCCACACAGGCCGGGAUUAAACCCGGGACCUCAGAACUGUGAGGUCAACGCUCUACAGCUGGUCCACUGUGCCGCCGCAGUUCAAUUAUAAUAAAAUCAUUUUACAAUGAAUUAAUCUGAAUAAUUGUAUCCUUCCGCAAUUACUCAAGU
This is a messenger RNA of Syngnathoides biaculeatus (alligator pipefish), 4665 nucleotides long. RefSeq names its product ligase III, DNA, ATP-dependent (gene lig3). Gene Ontology annotation, cellular component: DNA ligase III-XRCC1 complex. The coding region runs from base 679 to 3681 and encodes 1000 amino acids. Gene Ontology annotation, molecular function: ATP binding; DNA ligase (ATP) activity; zinc ion binding. Lineage: Eukaryota; Metazoa; Chordata; Actinopteri; Syngnathiformes; Syngnathidae. The transcript has 21 exons. The record is from RefSeq and is a predicted model, not a curated record. Gene Ontology annotation, biological process: lagging strand elongation; DNA recombination; mitochondrial DNA repair.